Olea europaea var. sylvestris is the source of this 815-nucleotide messenger RNA. Its product is annotated as protein NETWORKED 4B-like. Bases 23 to 706 code for a protein of 227 amino acids. Gene Ontology annotation, molecular function: actin binding. Lineage: Eukaryota; Viridiplantae; Streptophyta; Magnoliopsida; Lamiales; Oleaceae. The record is from RefSeq and is a predicted model, not a curated record. The transcript has 2 exons.
AAUUAAGCGUUUCAUCAAUUCAAUGGAGAAAAACAAUGACGAACUACGACGAUCCUCCUCCCAUUCAUGGUGGUCGGAUAGCUCUCAAUGGUUUUACAACACUCUAUCAGAGUUGGAUAAAAUGAUAAGGAUGAUUUUGGACGUAAUUGAAGACGACGAUGGAGCCACAUUUGCGAAGAGAGCCGAGAUGUACUACGGAAAGAGACCACAACUCAUUAAAAUGGUUGAAGAGCUUCAAAGAUUAUACCGAGCUUUGGCCAUUAAGUAUGAUGAGCUAAUGUUCAAAUCCCAAGCAUCACAUGAAGAGAAUAAAUUGUUGGAUUCUUCACAAAACCUGUUGCAUUAUCCAAGUACUAAUCCUGCUUCUGAAUCUAAAAAUUCCAUCUUUGAGUUCGGGUCGUCCUCAAGUAACUUAUCACCGAAUUCAAGCAAGAACCCAUCUAAUUUUAAGGGAUCAGAUCAUGUUCAUUCAAUAAGCGACAAGAACAACACUAGUGACGGAUUCCCAGAGGUGAAAAUUUCCACUCAACGUUUACGUUACUUCAAACUUCUCGAGGAGACUUUGUCCGAAUGGAUAAUAAGAAAUGAUGAGAACAGGACAGUAAUCAACAAGUUACACAAGGAGAACUGGAUUCUCAGAAAUUCGAAGUCGACGCUCAGAAUGAAGCUGAAAGCAAAACUGAAGGGAUGCUUCUGCUUCCGAUGAGUUAGUUUCAUCAUCCCUGUAAUUGUUUUCUCAUAUGCUUUAACAUUUAAAAGCUCUGUUGCUUUCUUCAGUCUCCGACCGCAGUGUAAUAAUGUAACUGACAUUUUUU